CAUUAAUACUUCAUCAAACUGUCGAUGUCUUUCGCUGUCUGUGAGUUUCGGAAUACUUAUCUUCUUGGUCUGAAAAUCGCGUGAAAGUCAGUCUAUCUAGAGAUCUAUUGUGUAGGAACAAAGAAAAACUAGCUUAUUAGUUUGGGUUAGUGUGUUAAAUAGUGUUAUGGAUCCCCUUGGUGUGACAGAGGGCUUUGUGGACGCUAUUUCUAUACCAAGAUGGGGCUCGACUCCUGUCCCUGCUUAUGAGAACGUGACUCCGCCGGCCAAUGACAGAAGGACGCACAGUCCAUUUCCUGUGCGGCAAGACAUCAACAGCAAAGUAGCACUCUGGUGAGAAUGUGUUAGAAAGCAAAUUAACUCAUUCCUUAUUAAUUUAUCAGGUUUCUAGUCGUAGAUUAGUUUAGUGGACGUGAUUUGAUACCGUGUGUCGUUGUAUUUCUUUAUCUAUUUGAAAACGGAUUUUCCUUGAUUGGUUCGACGUGUCUGCGAGAAGAUGGUGUUCUUGUUGUCGCAGAGUGCCUCACUGCUCUUUUACUUUAGGAGAUAUAUGAUACUGCAUCACACUUUCCGAUGCGUUAGAUUAUCCACCGGCGGCUUGGUUACGGGUGUAGUUCAAACGACAACACACAUGUUAAACUUUUACUUAGCUAAUAACUGAAAUGAAAGUGACUUAAAACCAAAGGAUAUUCUGAUCAGUUAAUGAAUAAAUACACUCACACCAAAAAAUUAACGCUAACGUAUGAAAAGUUUUGUUUUGUCAAGAUGAAAAAGAGCAAUGUAGCGCCCCCUUUUAACUUGUGAAAAGGAGUUUUUACAGGGAUAUUGGUUAGGGUUACUCACUAAGAUGUAGGCACUGUGGUAAUAAGUUGUCCCAAACUCACCAAAGCAUGAAACCAUAUUGGAUUAGUAACCUUGCAUAAAACGAAAGUUAGGCUUUGUUAUUACCUUCCUAAUGAAUUAAAAUUUGUUGAGUUCUGGAGUAAUUUGGCAGCUGGAUCAAUCAGAGGUGGAUGAAAAUAAGCCUGUGCUUUUCUGACAAAAGAAAAGUUGUGGAAUUCAUCUCAUAUCUUUAAUUUCAAUCAGUCAAAAAAACUUGCAGUCACAUAAAAUGCAUUGUGAGAUAUUUUUGUUCCAAGGCAGAAAACUUACAGGUUUGUUAUUAGGUGUAUGCAGGAGAAAACCCUGUAAACAAAAAUCAUUGUGUUACAAUGCAAAUAUUUAAUGGGCAAUUGUGAGGCAAAAUGUGAUAUAAGAAUGGAAAAUAGUGAAAUUAGGCUUGUGCAGGGAAGGAAGAUUUGGAGUGCAGCAUCUAAAUUUGAGGAAUUUUUACAAACGGAAAUUUGGUAACUGCAGGAUACUAUUUUGUGCUGCUUUUUAGACUACAUGUGUCUAUUAUUCUGUAGUGUUGGAUAGUUACCAUAAUUGUGAAUCUCUCGGUGAUUUUUGGGAAGCUAGGCUUUUAAGAUAAGAGGAACCCUGCAUUGCUGCAAGUCAGACCAAUGAUGACAAGUUCACAAUUAUGCUUGAUCUCUAGAUAAAGUACUUUAUGCACAAGUUGGCCAUAGGUAUUCUUUGAUUUUAAUUUUAUGUGCCCUUGUGUAAUUCAUGUCUUUUAAUCCUGGUAUUGCAAAUCACCAUAAUUACAAAUAAACAGAGGAAACUUUAUACAGCAAGCAGACACUACCUUGACAUUAAACACAAGUCAGUGAAAAGAGGCUAUUGUUUACUGAGUAUGGUGUGGUUGCCCACGAAUGCAGCAUUCGGAUUGAUAAAAGAGAGGUGCUACCCUUUUAAUACACACCAGUAGGUUAUUGAUGAUUAAAGGCAAACAUGGUGUCUAGUAAUACAAACCUUCAAAUAUUGAAAGUAAGGAUCAAGGAAGAGAUGUGAUCAAUUUAAAGGAGGAAGGAUGAGAAAAAACUGGUAAAUUGUCCCCAGAUGUAGGGGAUGUAGAGGAUGUUUUGCCCAAAUGCCAACAAGAUACAAUUAAAGUUGCAUAUUCCAAUUAUUUUUAGUUGCAAUAGGAACACAAUAAAAGUUUGGGAAGGACAAAAUUUGGAUACUAUUGUGUUGAUAUUUUGCAUGCUAACUGUAAUAAGUUAUAACAAGUUAAGGGGGUAAACUAUUUAGGUUGGACUCUGCUGCAUUUAGAGAUGUCAGAGCAAAGUGAAAAUGUUUUACACAUCAGCUAUAGAAGUCUUACAGAACAUUUUCCAGCAAAUUUGAAAUUUAAAGGUGUACAAAUGGAUAAACUUGAUUGUUAUCAACUUCUUUCAUAGUGUGGAAACCUGAAUGGUUAAAAGAAUGGUUUAGGAUGUUUUUUUUUUACAAAAUAAUGAAAGCUGGAUUUCAUAAGUUUUCUUUACAUAAAAAAAGAUUCCAAAAGGAGAACAGUUUGUGAUCUCCUAAGGAUGAGUUUUCAACCCUACUGAAUUUUCAAAGAAGAGAGAUUUGAGACUAAGGUUUCCCCAGUGCUUUGUUUGUGUGUGUCAAGUUCUUUUUUGAAAGAUUCUAGUUUUUAAAUACUACACGUUUAACACCGCAAAAUGAGUGCACAUUUAAUCUAUUUGCCAGAUGGAGGAAUAUUUAGAUAUAAAGAUGGGUAGAUGUGAUUAGACUGAAAAUAGAUAAUUAACAGAAAAAUCCAAGUACAAAUCUAACAACUACAAGAAUAACAACAAAGCUACAUGAAAUAGAAAUGAACCUACAAUUUGUGGCAUAACCAGGUCUGGCAGUAAACAAAAAGCAACAAGGCACUAGCAAAAACUAACAAAAAGACUGACUUAGGUAGUUGAAAUCAACUAGCCAUGAGAAUUAUCUAACAAAAACAAUGUGUACACUGGCAAGAAAUAAAUUGCUGCCAGAGUUACCUAAUUCUUACGUAACUUAAUGCAAAAACAGUAACUUAAUUGAAUAGAAACAGAACUGCAUUACAUAUAAUCACAAUAGCACUACAGCUGAAAGAAAAUGAUAUAAAGUCACUUUGCAGUUGUCUGACAAUAAAUAGAAAUGCAGGUUCUAGUUGCUACAACUCCUUUCCACAGUCAAAACUGUGGCUGGUUGUUAAUAUGUACUUUUGAAUAGAAAAGCAGGUUGUGAGCACCUGUGUACUGCCUUUAGUUGAGUUUCUAUUUUACAUUGUGUCCACGGAUUGUUGACUAAACUUGAAAAAUCAGACCACUUUACCAUUUGAAUGUCUACAUCUUUGUAGAUCACUAACAAUACUUCUCUGUGGCUCCCAUGGGAAUUUCAUAAGUCAAAUAAGUCUUCAGUCAAUACCCAGCCUGAUCUUCCUGUUAUAUUUAACAGUGAAAGAGCACUUGCAAACUCAGCACUUUGGUACACUUUGUGUUUUAUUAUUUUUAUUAUUUUCUCUAUUUCAACAAUGACAACCCUUGAAUGAUUACAACAAGAUAAAGAAAAUGGAGAAUGACAUAUUGUAGCAAGCUAAUUAGAUGCCCUUUACAUUAUGGUACAUUUUUUCACACAGUAAAACAAAAGCAGGUCGUGAGCACCUGUGUACUGCCUUUAGUUGGGUUUCUAUUUUACAUUGUGUCCACGGAUUGUCAACUAGACCUGAAAAAUCAGACCACUUUACCAUUCGAAUGUCUACAUCUUUGUAGAUCACUAACAAUACUUCUCUCUGGCUCCUAUGGGAAUUUCAUAAGUUGAAUAAGUUUUCAGUCAAUACCCAGCCUGAUCUUCCUGUUAUGUUUAACAGUGAAAGAGCACUUGCAAACUCAGCACUUUGGCACACUUUGUGUUUUAUUAUUUUCUUAUUUUUAUUAUUUCCUCUAUUUCAACAAUGACAACCCUUGAAUGAUUACAACAAGAUAAAGAAAACAGAGAAUGACAUAUUAUAGCAAGCUAAUUAGAUGCCCUUUACACUAUAGUACAUUUUUUCAUACAGUAAAACAAAAGCAUUACAUAUAUAGACUUUGCAUACAACUCUUUUGCCACAAUUUAUGAUCAUUUGAGCUAUCUUUGAUCAAAAUGUCUCAUUUUGAGAUUUGCUCUCAUUAUUUUAUCCAAUUCUGUUGGCAAAUAACUUUGGCAAUUUUCACUAUUAAGUUGUUAAAUGUGAAACUAGAAUCGGAAAACAGUGGUGUCCAUUAGCAGGCUCUAAUUUUUGUCCCAAAACCCUUGCAGACCUCUUGCACACUUAAACUUGCUUGCUGAAAACAACACUUUGCUACUUGUAUCUCAUCACUAAUGAUAGCCUGCUUCACAGCAGGCAAAGGAAACUGAGGAUUGAACUCAUCACAUCAACAGCUACUCCAACAGAGGCUCGUAUAUACAGCAAAUUUAAAGUAAAAUUACUGGACAUUUUUUUUUGUCACUAUCAACAAGGUGUUUUGUGCUUUUGACUUAACUAUACUUCCCUGCUCCUUUGGGUUUUGCAUUUUACAAAGACUAAUUAAAGUAAUUUUUUUUCUGAUUUUUAGGUCUGGUGAUAUCACUAAACUGAAUACCAUUGCAAUAGUUAACACAACAAAUGAAUCUUUAAGUAGCAAAGGAAUGUUAAGUGAAAGAAUCCAUCGGGCAGCAGGUCCAGAACUCUUGCAGGAAUGUAAAACACAGUUACUUGGUAAGAUAAGUCUGUUCUAGUUCUUUAUCAUCAGAUGAACAAUAUAUGUUUUAAAACUGUCCUGGAGCUGAAUCAGUAUUAAAUUUUUGAUAGCUACCUGUAUGUUGUAGUAUUUUUUCCCUCAAAUUUCCUUCCCUUUAAUUUAUCAGUUAAUUAGUCCAUGAGGCAGUAUUGUGUGCAACUCAGGUUCAGUGUUGUAAUGUGGUGUAUCUCUGUUGGCAUUUUUUUUGUUAUUUAAAAUUGAAACGUGAUGUCAUAAUUGCUGUCAGGGUGCAGGACUGGAGAAGCUAAAAUUUCAAAGGGUUAUGGUCUGCCAGCAAGGUAUGUGAUAUAAUAACCUUCAUUCACACUACAAUUCUAACCUUUCAAGACCAAAUGUUUGAGUAACAUUUUUACUGUGUGCAAUACUUUUGUUACACCUGAUGAAGAUUGAACAAUUAGUUCAUGUUUAGUGUCAUGGUAUAUCAAGAUAUAGAUGCAUGCAGGAAGUUGAAAUUGGAGGGAAAAUGCUGUAAUGAGGAUGGACAUCUUUUUGUCGUAUUUGCCUAUAUAAAAAUGAGUUUUAUACAAAUAAUUUACAAAUGUGAAUUUUUGGAAUUAGUAAAUAUAACUGGCUUAUUUAUGAUGAAAACUCCCAAACAAAAUAUUACCCCUGAACAAAAAUGUUGUUGAGGUAGCAACUUUUUAUCCUUUUAAUGAUAUGUUAUUUGGUCAUGUUUUAACUGUAGUGUAUCUUGCAUUCACUUUACCUGUGGUUCCAUCACUUAUUAGCUUUAUUUAGAGGUUAAACAGUCCUCAUUUUGUAACUUGUAGAUUUGUUAUUCACACUGUGGGUCCACGAUACAACAUCAAAUACAAAACUGCAGCAGAGAGUGCUCUUUUCUCUUGUUACAGAAGUGUAAUGAAAAUAGUGAGGUGGGUAAUUUCAGAAUUGUUGGACAUUUCAUGGGAAAUACUGUAAGUUAUUGGUCAGUACCAGUCUAUAUGACUUAUGUCAUGAAUAAAAAAGUCAAACCUGACUUACCUAAUGGUAGGUUAAAGGUUAUUUUUAAUUCUUUGAGGAAACCAAAUGCAAACCAUAGAUUCCUUUGAGAGGUAUGUGGGUAGUAUAGGAAAUCAGGUUUUCAAAAGCAAGUACUAGCCAACAAAAAACAGGGAAAUGGGAAACAAUUUUAAAUCUUUUAGAACCCAGAGGAGUUAGGCCACUCUUGUAAGAACAUUCUUGUACAUGACUUGCAAGAUUACUUCCAAGAACAAUUUUGCUUUUUUUAUCCAUGUGACAAAGUUAUUGAUACCAUGAGAAUGGCUAACAGAAUAACUAAUUUCACAUAUUAUAUAAUUAAGAGAGAACAGGAUUGCCUCAGUUGGUCUCUGUGUGAUAAACACAUCCAGAAGAGGCUACCCCCCUGAGGAUGGUGCCCACAUAGCUUUACGUAAGUCUUGAUUAGAAGUUUCUUUGGCUAUCAGAUUUUGUUGAUUUGUUUUUUUAUUAAAGGAAGAAUAAAAUAAUAUUGUUGAUCCUGUAUACCUGUCUUCUCAAUGGGUCUUAUUAAAUAAUCAAUGUCUUUUUGUGUAAUUAUUUUUGUUGUUUUUGUUUUUCUUCAAUAUUCUUUUUUCUAACAUCUCCUCAUGUCAAAGUUCUAUUACCAAGCUUGUAUAGAUUAAAACAGUUAUUCAUUAAUGUCAACAUCCACAUGUAUGUUUUUAGCGUUUCUUAGAAAACACAUGCAGGAUUUGAUAGUUUUAUGUUUUGGUUGCAGGAACUGUUAGACGAUUUCUGGAAAAGUUUUCUGAUAUUGAACUUGUUAUUUUUGCUGCUGAAAAUGCUGAUGAGGUACAAGGGUUAAUUUUUUUUUUUUUAACCUUUUGUGUCAUUCAUCCUAACUACAUGAAUUUUUUACUGGUUUUUUUGCAAGGCCAUAUACAAGAAUGUCAUGCCUCUGUACUUCCCUAGAAGCAAAGAAGAGGAAGACUAUGUGUUGAAUAAACUUCCAGAUGACAUUGGUGAGCUGAAAUUUCUUUUUCUGUCAUAGAUUUGGCAGCUGACAUGAGAAACUAACUAUAAAAGAUAAUUUCAAUUUCAAUCCUGGAAGGUUGCAACCUUAACACCAGUUGAAAGUUACUCAUGCAGACUUAGCAGAAUAUUUAGUUUCUUCUCUGUCAUUGCAUUUGCAAGGGAAUGAAAAUGGUGAACCAGUGAUUGCUGAAAGACAAAUUAGAAUAAUGGAUAAACCACUCGGUCAAAGACACUCUGAUGAUGGUAAGGAAUAUGUACAUUUGCUCCAUUAUCUCAGCUCUGAGAAAGUACAAACCCUUCUUUUUUAUUUAAUCCAGUGCCAGCAGAUAUAAUAUAGAAUAGUGAGUUGAUUGGAAAGUGUUUAAAACAUGUGCAGAUGCUGAUGUAGAAGAAGCAGAAGAAGCUGGUGCUAUUCACAUGUUGGACUCAGCUACUGUUGGCAAACAUUCCUUCUCAGCAAUGGCAGGAGAUCAUGAUCAACUAACAAGACAACGAUUACAAAGAUCACCCAGUGAACAACAUGCGAUUCAACAUGAGAGAGUGUAAGAGAUUUGAGAAGUCUUCAAUUGGCAACCCCACCAUACAUUGUAGUUACACAUUGUAGCCAUUGGUUUUAAUUGAUUUUGAAUCUUUUGGUAUCCAUGUAUGACCUGUUCUGUAUUAAUUGUGUAGGGAUGUUGUUUAUUUCAGGUAUCAGAGAUGGCUGCGACGAGCCAGGACAGAAGAUUUCUCAAGUCUCCUGAGGCUAAAGAUGGUCUACCAAUCAGGUUUUGUUUUUGGUUAAUUUUUCCUUUUCACUGACAUUUCUCAUCCAAAUGUUGUUUUUUUUCUAAAUGAGCACAAAGUCAGGCAAGUGAUGUACAGACUUUUCUUAUGUUCUGGCAACAUCAAGUGCAUUGUUAUUAUGCCAUUAAAUCAAUCGGAAAGUGCAGAUUUAUUGAUUUGAUGUAGUAUUGAUGGAACACAAUCCUCCAUGGAUCAGUCACAACAUAUCUUUUCCAUGAGUUGUAAUGUGAGUAAUUUUCAAUUGUUCUUUCUGACUUAUUCACUAACUCUGUGGUGUGGCAACCGAUAUUUGGGCAUUAUUUUAAUAACCACAAUAUUAAAUCUGUGUUAUGUAGGUGUGGAUUUUCUUGGCAGACCUGUUAUAGUAUUUGUUGGUCGACAUUUUCAAGCAAGAAGUGUAGACUUAAAUAAGGUUUGUUCCUGUAUGCUGUAGGGGUGGUCAAAGUCUGCAGAAUUGAUACUUACACCCCUCCCUCUAAGAAGUGACCCACCAAAACCAGGUGAUCGAAUUUGUGUUACAGAUCAAAACCCAACCUUUUAACCUUUAGAUAGACAUGGUGUAUGUUGUUCUGCGGUUAUUUUGUCUUAUACUAAGAGUUGUUUUUGGUGGUCUACUCGAGAAGUGUUUUUAAUUAGUUGAGCAUGAAUUGCAAUCUUUAAUUUUUUCUCGUAAACAUCGAUCGGUGAUGAUGAGGUCAUGGAACUGUGUUCAUGUUGUAUUAUAAAAGCGAAAUUCGUAUGUUUGUCUUUGUUGUGAACAGACGAGGGGGAGGUCGGAAUUGCUUAUACUGAAAAUCGAAAACAAUAUCGCCAGACAAGUUUAGAUAAACCGAAGCCCAACCCAGACCAUAACGACUCGUAGCGUGACUUCUGGGAUUGCCACAUAUGUUCGAGGUUGUAGGUUUUACUUUUGCCUACUGUCUUGUUUUUCAGGCUGUAGCUUACUUCAUCUCCGUAUUGGACAAGAUUGUCAACAGGGAUUAUGUUAUUGUGUACUUGCAUACACUGAGUUCAGAGGAAAAUCAGCCUCCAUUGUCAUUUUUGAAAGAUAUUUAUCAUUUGGUGGAUAACAAGUUAGUUUUUCUCACCUUUGAUGUUACUGAGUUAAAUCACACUUUACUUAGAGCUGGCGGGAGGUUGGUUUCAUUUAAAUUGUUUUUAAUCUGCCAACAUGGGAGACUAGCCUUUAUCCAGGGGAUUGGUCAAUAAUAUGAAAACAUCGUCAGUAACAUUUGUACGUUAGUAUCACAUGACUUGAGUGACACAUAUUUCUGCUUGUGCUUAGGUAUCGUCGUAAUCUUAAAGCCUUUUACAUAGUUCACCCUACUGUUUGGGUUAGAAUUGUUACGUGGUUUUUCACGACUUUCACCGCUUCCUCAAUCAAAGAUAAGGUUCACUUUUUGUCUGGAAUCCAGUACCUGUAUGACUGGAUUGAUCCUGAUCAAUUGGAAAUUCCGGCCUUCGUCUUAGAGUAUGACAUGAAGGUAUGUGUUUUACCAUAAUAUAACAAAAAUGCCCUGGUAACAAACAAAAAAUGUGUCCAGAGCAGGUUAGACACACUUUACCCCCGUGAACCUCAAACGGUAGAGUUUUGUUUUAUUUUACUUCUUAUUUGGUUUUUUUUUUGUUUUUGGCUUUUGGAAGUAGUUUUUUUGUUAGUCGUUUCGUUUGUUGUUAAUCUUAUCAAUUUUUCCUCACAGGAAAAUGGAAAUAAUUACCACACUCCAGCCAGUACGUACCGCACGGGAAGUCUGUAAGAGUCGUUGUUUAAAUUUAAGAUGAAACCGAUUCCGCCAAUAAAUUUAGACAGUUACUCAUCUUUUGGAAGACACAUGGCGGUUAUUGCCUCCUCAGACAAUAAAUGCCAUAUCUAUUCCGGCAGUGAAAUGAUUCGGCUUACAAUUACUCUUCAGUCCGCAUCAUUCUCGGACCAUAUUCAAAUGAUUCUUGUAAUGCCUCGUUAAAAUUCAGCCACUUUUUCAAGUGGCAGUUUUAGAGAUAAGAGGAAUUCUUCUUUAAUUACUCAGGAAAAACUUCGAUUAGUGUUAGAAUGAAUUAGAUAAGUCCAAUAAAUGCAUGAACAUUAAGGAACUGUUUUUAAUACAAACUAAUGAAGACGACUUGGAAGUAAGAUUGUAUCUCUAUUUUUCUGAGUUUGUUCCUCGGGGAAUUGUCGUCUUUUUUUAGCUCACGGAAUGAGGCUUUGAUAUCUACGAUUAGAACAAGGUAGAUAUGGACAAGAUGAUAUUUCUACAAACACAUAGGUGCUACAGGCAACCGAAUUUUGCCUUGAGAGAGAGAAGGACCAUAGCGAGUGCCACUUUUUCUUCAUUUAGAUUUAUAUUGUGUUUCAACUCGGGCUUUUUCUUCGAUUGAUCCACGAUAAUUAAUACUGUAAAUUACAAAUGUAGUUAGAUCAAGUCUAGAAGCGUCAAAAAUUUAUUGAAAUGAAUUGGUAGCAACAAACUGUACUUUUGAAUAUAUGAAAAGGAAUAAAGAUAUUUUUGGAAAUUAACGCUUUGGGACUUGUAGGAAGUUUAAUGUGGGGUGGUUUGGGGGAUUUAAAACGUAUUUCUUCCUUGAUGGUCGAAAUAAUUCCUUUCUUAUCUUAAUUUAUCCGUAUCAGCUUGACAGCAAAUCUUAAACGAAAUCUUUCAUAAGCGCUUCAGUUUAAACUAGUGACAGACAUGUGACGAAAAUAAAUUACACAAUAAAAGCUCCCUUAAAGGAUGUAUUCGUUCCGCUGACAGUAUAUUUCUGUAGAUUUACUUUCAGACAUAGCUCAAAUAACUUGUAUAUAAAUAAAUAUGGGUUCGUGAGUUCCCACCAUUAUAUUUAGUGAGGAUUUUAAUCAUCUCUCCGGCUAAGGAAUGAAUUAUUUUGAAGUAAUAUCGUUUCGCUGGUGCACUCAUUUCAGCGGAAAAGAAACAGAGAAAUCUGGAUAAAUAUUAAAUAAGAUAACUGAUCUGGAAAGUGUCAAGUUGUUGAAAUGUAAAUUUUAGAGCGUGUUUUUCAUUGAAAACGAUCCUUGACGCUGAAGGAAGGAAGUUGAUAUAAUAUCGUGACAAAAUUUUCGUCUAGUUCAGGUUAUCAAUCUUGUUUAUUACAAAAGAUUUUCCUCUUAAUCAGUGUUUACUACUGAGCCCUUGACUUACUUUUGAAUAUUUUGUAUCUUUACAG
Pocillopora meandrina is the source of this 10574-nucleotide messenger RNA. The record is from the annotation of a GenBank genome assembly. NCBI's taxonomy places the organism in Eukaryota, Metazoa, Cnidaria, Anthozoa, Scleractinia, Pocilloporidae.